AUGUUUCGUCCCGCAAAUUUUUUCCUGGGCCUUCUCUCCUUCGCGUCAGGGAGUUCUCUUGUGGAAGCAAUCGGCAAGAUCGAGUGGAAAGGGCCAUGUUCGAUGCAUAAUCAGACUGCCCCUAUGAUCUGUGGUACUCUUGAAGUCCCGCUAGACUACACAGACUCGAGCUCCCAGAAGACUCUGACUCUACAGCUUGCUAAGAUAGCCGCCAUCGAGAAACCACGCGGGAAGUCAGUUCUACUCAACUUUGGUGGCCCAGGAGAAGACUCCCUGACCUCCCUGGCUGGUAUCGGAGCUGAGUUUCAAGCUAUAUUUGGUGGCCAUUCCGACCUCAUCACCUUUAAUACUCGCGGUGUUGGUAGUACCCUACCGUUUUCAUGCUACAACAGCGCGGCGGAGAGAAUUACUGCACUCAUGGAAGCCCCGAUCUAUAGCAAUGCGUCUGACACAGCUCCAGGGUCGGCGUGGGCGGCAGCAACGAAUUAUGCAAAUACAUGCUAUGCGCGUAUGAACGAAACCGGUGGUCUUGUUGGAACAGCUUUCAUUGCGAGAGACAUGAUGCAGAUCGUUGACGCACUCGACGAGGAUGGUUUGCUGCACUAUUGGGGCUUCUCGUACGGUACUGCGCUAGGAGCUACUGUUGCAGCGAUGUUCCCAGACAGAAUGGGUAGGGUAAUUCUGGAUGGUGUGCUGAACCCGUACGAGUAUUAUCACGGAUAUGACAACCAGCAGCUUGCUGAUAACGAUGAAGUCUUUGCCGGAUUCUGUUCUGCUUGUCUCGAGGCCCCUAAACUCUGUCCGCUGGCUUCCCUAGCCUCAUCGGGACCCGACUUGAAAGAAAAGCUAUACCAGAUGUUAGAAACUAUCAAGUACCACCCAAUUCCGCUUGGCGCAACGCUUAUGGAUUAUAUCGAGGUCAAGGGAACACUGUUCAAUGACCUCUAUAAUCCAAUCGACUGGCCAGCCUUAUCGGACGUACUCUACGCAGUGAUGAACCGAAAUGUAACCGCACUAGCUGCAUAUAUGAGGUCUCAGGGCGGCGCAUCCACCGCCCAGGAUUCGCUCCAAGGGAUCAAAUGUGGCGACAAGACUGUGCGAGCAUCUAGCUUUGAGCAAUUUAGGCCUAUCAUGGAGAGGGCGUACCAAACGAGUCGCACUUCGGGCGACGUGAACGUCCACGUCAAUAUGGAGUGCGCGCAGUGGAAGAUGUCGGCUAAGGAGCACUACAUGGGAAACUUCCGUGUUAAGACGGGUAACCCGAUAUUGUUGAUUGGCAACACCUGGGACCCGGUGACACCCUUCGAAUCAGCGCAAAACUUGAGUGAUGCUCUGGAGGGGAGUGUUCUUCUGCAACAUAACGGAUACGGACAUUCCUCUGUCGCGCAGCCAUCCCUCUGCACUGGCAUGGUGGUGCGGGAAUAUUUCCUACAUGGCACUCUGCCUCCAAAAGGGAAGGUUUGCCAGCCGAGCAUCCCGCCCUUCUCGCGCAAUGACUGGAAGAACGUAUUUCCGCAGCCACAGGUGGGAGGUGGAUUGGAGAAGGUUUUGUUGAAUGCGAUGAUAGGGCUGCGCCAGAAGAUGUCACGCCAAAAAGGCAUCUAG
Molecule: messenger RNA, 1605 nt
Organism: Penicillium lagena
Lineage: Eukaryota; Fungi; Ascomycota; Eurotiomycetes; Eurotiales; Aspergillaceae
Product: alpha/beta hydrolase
Exons: 6
Coding region: 1-1605 (534 amino acids)
Source: RefSeq, a predicted model, not a curated record